AAAUAUGUUGCUUUACCUAACCCGUCUGUAAAUCAGUUCUGUUUUUAUAUUACACCGUAACAGUUGGUGGUGUUUGAAGUCUCGAUAUUGUCCAUUUGACAGAGUUAUUAGGAAGGGCGUUUGAAGCAUGAGCGUUCCAGCAACUCAUGUUCUUAUGUCAAGGGCUUCCCAACAUUUAGGGGGGGAGCCCAGUGUUCAGAUGUUUGAGGAGCCUAAGCAAAGAGGCAUGCGAUUCAGGUAUAAAUGUGAAGGUCGAUCAGCAGGCAGCAUUCCUGGAGAGCGCAGCACAGACAACAACAGAUCAUUUCCAAGUAUACAGAUCCUGAAUUACUAUGGAAAAGGCAAGGUCAUAGUUUCACUAGUGACAAAAAGUGUUCCCUAUAGACCUCACCCGCAUGACUUGGUUGGGAAAGAUUGCAAAGAUGGGUACUAUGAAGCAGAGUUUGGCCCAGAACGAAGAGUGAUCUCCUUUCAGAAUCUUGGCAUUCAGUGUGUACGUAGGAGAGAAGUUAAAGAAUCUAUUGUGUUUCGGAUUGCAAAAUGCAUCAAUCCAUUUAAUGUUCCAAGGGAGCAGUUGUUGAAAACAGAAGAAUAUGAUCUGAAUGUGGUGAGACUCUGUUUCCAGAUCUACCUGCAAGAUGAAAGUGGACAUUACACCAGGGCUUUACCACCCAUUGUAUCCAACCCCAUCUAUGACAACAGAGCCCCCAACACAGCAGAGCUGAGGAUUUGUCGUGUCAACAAGAACUAUGGGGAUGUGAAGGGAGGAGAGGAGAUUUUCCUGCUUUGUGAUAAAGUUCAGAAAGAUGAUAUCGAAGUCCGUUUCUUCACGCAAAGCUGGGAGGGCAAAGGAUUGUUUUCACAAGCAGAUGUUCACCGGCAGGUUGCGAUUGUAUUCAAAACUCCCCCGUUUCACACUAACAUCACCGCCCCAGUGACCGUUCAGAUGCAGCUCCGCAGGCCUUCGGACCAGGAGGUCAGCGAGCCAGUAGACUUCAGAUAUCUCCCAGACAAUACAGACCCAUAUCACUUUCAAGAGAAGAAAAGGAAGAUCGAAGAGUUCCAAAAAAGAAUGCAAGCUUUACCUGGCAUACACCAAAUGGAAAGGCACAAAAUAGUACCAAAGAAUAUUAAAAAAGAGCCUUUUAAUAUGUUUCCCCAGAGACCAGUAGUGUCCGUGGCCAAUAGUACUUUGCCACAAUCUGUCAGUUUCGUUCAACAGACUCAGAACAACAUGACUAAUUCAAUGUUUACACACAAUGAUCUGCAACAAUCCAGUCUGAUGACCAACCCACCACAAUCCACCUCUGCCAGUAGCAGCUGGUCUCCUGUCGUCACAUCAGGAAUCUCCUUGGACACCAUCAGGCUCAGCCAGCCCAGCACCAGCAGCAGCAUGCUGUCAUCAGUUCAGACCAGCAAGACCUUGCCUCCUUUAGCGGACAACCCUGGACUCCCUCUACUGACAGAUCAUUACCUGAGAUUUUUGGAUUUGCAAAGUAAUCCAUCACAGCCUUCCGUAAACCAGAAGGACACAAACACUAACAAUACCGGAGCCUUGUCUGUCCAACAUCAGAGUACAUUUAAUGUCGCUGGUCCUGACAUCUUUGGUGGGAGAAAUAGUGUUAUGAAUCUAAUGGUUUCCAGCACAGAAAACAAUAUGGAGACUGACGAUAUUCUUUUAAGCGGCAUCCCAGGUUCCAUGUUUCAUUGGAAGCAAGAAGAGCAAGGUGCACAGGCAGGCGGUACCAGCCCUCUGGGGAUGAAUUUCAGUAGUACUGCUCAAGGGCUGCUAAACAAUGGAGGAGGAGUUUUUCAAGGCUGUGUACAACCGUGCAGUGAUGUAAGCAACAGUUUAAACUGUGGCGCACACAAUGAACAGUUUGAGGGAGGGGCUAAUCAAGGGGAAGACCGUUUUGAUGCUAUUUUGCAAGAAUGGUUUUUUCAGUAACGAUGAAAGUGAAAGUAAACUAAAUACGCUGAAAUUGAAAAAACACUGUUUAUUUCAUGAUUUUAAAAGGAAUUGUUUGGGUCCCCAAGUGGAUCGCUUGGUAAAAGCAAGGUCACAUGAUGUACAGGGUGUUUUAGUCAGGGGAGCGCGGAUUGGCGUCGUGGCUGUGCAAAGUGGCCGAUCUUCACUGGAGAUUCCAGUGUCGUUUUUGCUUAGCCACUGACCUUCAGUUCUCCUGAGCUGUUAUAGGGAAUUGUUUUCAAUCAAGCUUACUAGCACAGUAAGUUUUUAUUUUAUUUUUUCACUCAAAACGUUUUGUGAUGUAA
Polyodon spathula (Mississippi paddlefish) is the source of this 2274-nucleotide messenger RNA. RefSeq names its product proto-oncogene c-Rel-like. The coding region runs from base 128 to 1948 and encodes 606 amino acids. The record is from RefSeq and is a predicted model, not a curated record. Gene Ontology annotation, molecular function: DNA-binding transcription factor activity, RNA polymerase II-specific; RNA polymerase II cis-regulatory region sequence-specific DNA binding. Gene Ontology annotation, biological process: inflammatory response; non-canonical NF-kappaB signal transduction; innate immune response. Gene Ontology annotation, cellular component: cytoplasm. The transcript has 11 exons. Lineage: Eukaryota; Metazoa; Chordata; Actinopteri; Acipenseriformes; Polyodontidae.